GUCCACGUUUUUGUCCUCUAGGAGCGUCUCUGACUCCGCUGUUCCGGGCUUGUGAAAACUGGGGUCCCCAGAAUUUCGAUAUUAUUUGCAUAUAGAGGCUCACGAUCCAGGGAAAUCCGGGCAGCCAGAGGGCCGUACAGCAUGAAGCAAGGGCAUACCGAUAAGGAAAUUGGCGACAAUGCCAUCGCCCCGGCACCUUCCAAUGUGGCUUACGAGCACCAGGAAGAGGACAAGUCGAUCAACGCCUAUGCCGAUGCUCAAGCGAUCUACGUUGACGACAAGACAAGCAGGAAGCUUUUCUGGACAGUCAACAGACGAAUCCUCGCUUGUAUGCUGGGAACCUACUUCUGCCAGUCCCUCGACAAGGGCACCCUUGGCUUUGCCUCCAUCAUGAACAUCAAGCAAGACGCCAACCUCGUGGGCCAACAGUUCAGCUGGCUCGGGACUAUCCUGUACAUGGGUGUUCUUGUCGGAGAGUACCCGACCAACUUGCUCCUCCAGAAGCUCCCCGUUGCAAAAUAUCUCGCCGCCAAUGUUUUCUGCUGGGGCAUUGUAAUUGCAUGCUCGGCUGCCGCGAAGAACUUCACAGCUUUGAUGAUUGUCAGAUUCCUGCUCGGAGUAUUUGAGUCUUGUGUUCAGCCGGCGUUCAUCAUCAUGACUUCAAUGUGGUACACGAAGAGAGAACAGUCCAUCCUGACCUCCCUCUGGUACUGCAUGAGUGGAGUACAGCUCAUGAUCGGUGGCAUUAUCGCCUGGGGAGCCUCCCACUAUAAUGGCCACGACAUCAAGUCGUGGCAGCUUCUCUUCCUCGUCCUCGGCGUCGCGACCUGCACCUGGGGCCUCUUCAUCGGCUGGUGGCUGCCCGACUCGCCCAUGGCGGCCAAGUGCUUCAACGAGGACCAGAAGCGCCUCAUGAUUGAGCGUGUGCGGGCUAACGAGACGGGCAUCCAGAACAAGACAUACAAGCGCUACCAGAUGAUUGAGACCCUCACCGACCCCGUCAUCUGGUGCUACGUCAUGCUUCAGGUCACUUCCACCCUCAUCAUCGGCGGCCUCGGCGUCUUCUCCAACCUCAUCAUCUCCUCGUUCGGGUUCACGUACCUACAGACGCAGCUGUUGAAUAUCGCACAAGGUGCCGUCACCAUCUUCGUCAUGAUUGGUAGCGCGACAUUGGCUACCUGGUCGAGGCAGACUGCCUGGGUCAUGCAUGGAUGCACAAUUCCCGCCAUCAUCGGCACAGCCAUAAUCUACAGCAUUCCCCCCAACGCCAGCAACCGCAUCGGCCUCCUCCUCGCCUUCUACUGCACCCAAUUCUACCUCGCCGAGGGCAACCUCAUCUUCUCCCUCAUCUCGCGCAACGUCGCGGGCCAGACCAAGAAGUCGACGACGCUGGCCAUGACCUUUAUCGGCUGGGCCGCCGGCAACAUGACGGCGCCCCAAAUCUUCCAGGCCGCCGACGCGCCGCGCUACCGUAAGGGCUUCACGGCCCACUUCUGCCUCUACGUCCUCUUCAACCUCUUCCUCGUCCUCCUGCGCUUCCUCCUCGUCCGCCGCAACAUGACCAAGCGCAAGGCCGCUGCCGCCGCGGACCCGGCGAACCUGGCGGCCGAGGAGGUUGAGCAGGACGUCGGUAAGGGCGGGGCUGCCGGGGCUAAUGACGAGAAGAUUGAGCACUCGAAUGCGUUUGCCGAUAUGACGGAUAAGGAGAACCCCGACUUCAGGUAUGACUUCUGAGCAGUGUAUCUAGGCUUGAGUUGGUUGGCCUUUCGUAGGCCUUGAUUCCGGAAGGCAGGCCUUAGUUGAUGGGAGUACCGCGAGAUGUGUGGCUAGAGACGCAAAGAUGCUGGGUGGUGAAGUGGGCGACACAAUGAUUUGCCGUUUAAUAUCUUACCUCUUUUUCUUCUACCACUACUAUCGCCAUAUUGGCUUCCUUAUUCACUCGAGGUAUUUUGCUCUCUGUAAUCCCCUUGAACAUCAUACUUCAAGGGCUAUUAUAAGGGGGUGGUAAGGGGAUUACUUAUAAGAAGGGUAGUAAUUAUAUGCUGACCGACACCCUAUUUUGUUAUCCAAUUCGCCGGUUAAAAUGUGUUGGCACGGCAGAGAUAACGUUAGGGUUUCCGUCAACCCAAUAGGAGACGAACUGCAACAGAAGCAUACCUAUUACUCUGAACUCAACAUCCAAUGCAACUCGCAGUUGAAGCGCCACAAGCC
Molecule: messenger RNA, 2211 nt
Organism: Colletotrichum phormii
Lineage: Eukaryota; Fungi; Ascomycota; Sordariomycetes; Glomerellales; Glomerellaceae
Product: major facilitator superfamily domain-containing protein
Exons: 9
Coding region: 142-1734 (530 amino acids)
Biological process (GO): L-cysteine transport; transmembrane transport
Cellular component (GO): membrane
Molecular function (GO): L-cysteine transmembrane transporter activity
Source: RefSeq, a predicted model, not a curated record